AUGACAGAAGCAUUUGAUAAAUCUCCUUUAAACACAGAUAUUGAACCAGUUGCACAAACAGGAAUAAUGGAAGCAAACGCUGCUGAAAGUGAUGCGCAAGCUGACGGAGUUCGAGUGUCGUCUAGCGCUUCUAGCUCUUCUUCAAAUCAUGAGAGUAAAGACACGGAAAAAUCAGGUUCACUUCACAAUCAUCACCACCACCAUCAUGCAAGAAAAUCGUAUCCUGAGAUAAACUCUGUACCUUUGGGCCUCGCCGCCUUUGCAUUGACCAACCUUGCGGUUUGCUUAUUUAUGGCACAGGUCCAUGGAAUCACUAUUCCCCAUGCCAUGCUUGGAUUGACUUGUUUUUAUGGUGGAGUUAUUCAGUUCCUUGCUGGGUGCUUUGUAUUUGUUACCGGUAACACUUUGGCUUUUACUGCAUUGAUAUCGUAUGCUGCAUUUUGGUUGAGUCUUUCUGCAAUAUUCAUUGAUAAUUUUGGUGUCCUCAGUGCAUAUGCCGAGACGGAUCAAUUCAAUGAUGCCUUGGGUUUUUACUUCCUUGGAUGGGCGUUGUUUAGUGCAGUUCUUUUCCCUACUACAUUGAAAUCAACAUUUUCGUUUUGCGGUUUCUUCGUCGCUGUUUUGUUGGAGUUUAUCUUGUUGGCUGCAGGCAUGUUUGUUAAUAAUCUUGUUGUUGUUCGUGUUGGUGCUGCUUUUGGUGUAGUGGCCUCUGUGCUUUCGUGGUAUGAAGCCUUCUCGGCCACUUCCGACCAAUACAACUCUUAUAUCCACCCAUAUCAAAUUGCUAUCCCUGUUAAAAAGACUGUUUGA
This is a messenger RNA of Lodderomyces elongisporus, 810 nucleotides long. Its product is annotated as acetate uptake transporter family protein. The record is from RefSeq and is a predicted model, not a curated record. NCBI's taxonomy places the organism in Eukaryota, Fungi, Ascomycota, Pichiomycetes, Serinales, Debaryomycetaceae. Bases 1 to 810 code for a protein of 269 amino acids. Gene Ontology annotation, molecular function: acetate transmembrane transporter activity. Gene Ontology annotation, cellular component: plasma membrane. The transcript has a single exon.